Messenger RNA from Acanthaster planci (crown-of-thorns starfish), 2788 nucleotides. RefSeq names its product Yip1 domain family member 3 (gene yipf3). Lineage: Eukaryota; Metazoa; Echinodermata; Asteroidea; Valvatida; Acanthasteridae. Gene Ontology annotation, cellular component: Golgi apparatus; membrane. The record is from RefSeq and is a predicted model, not a curated record.
AGUUCCAACAUGGCGACUUCCAAUUGGUUUCCGCGGAACGCAGAAGAUAACAAUUCAGCUGUCAUCAAUCUGACAGACAGCAUGCUGGAAAGUGACGACUUGGAUGCCACGGCAGCAGACCCCACCCGGCAACCAGAUGCCUCCGCAUCCAUGGAGAGGCAAGAGAUGCCGAGAGUGGAGAGAAAUGGAGAAGACCCUCAGUCAGCAUUCAUGGAUGCAGUGAAGACACAGAUGGCAGAAACGGUUUGGCAGACAGGGAAGCAGCAGGCUCGUAAGGUCUUUGACGUGUAUGGUAACAUCGACCUGCUUCGGCCGUACUUUGAUGUGGAGCCCAAGACUGUAGUUCACAGACUGGUCUUGUCAUUAUUGCCGUUGAGACCCUCAAGCACUCCACAGAAGGCCGUCGGGGAGUUGUACGGGCCGCUCAUGAUCGUCCUUACCCUGGUCGCUAUCCUGUUGAUGGGAAUGAAGGAUGCAGGCCACACAGUGAGAGAAGGUACCCUGAUGGGCAGUGCUAUCGGCAUCAGCUUUGGUUACUGGCUGCUGGCGUCUGGCUUGUUUUAUGGUGUCUCCUUCAUCUGCAACACGCACAUCACAUUCCUGCAAGUGUUAUCCCUGACGGGAUACGGGAUGUUCUCGUUCUGUAUCGUGCUGUUCCUCGGUACAACACUCCACAGUGCAGUGUCACAUACAUUAUUCUACACUUCCUGGGCCAUCCUCGGAGGUCUGUCUAGCUUGAGAAUGGUGGGUGUGUACUUGUCGCGAACCAAGGGUCGAAGUCACAAACUGACGAUAGCCCUGACGGUUGCUGCCCUACACCUAGUCUUCCUGCUGUACCUGCACUUCACCUAUCACAAAAUCGUAGCAGACAAAAUGCCAACUGGGCUGAUGUUACCUGUACUGCAAAAUUUGAAUGAUUUAGUGGAGGACGCCUAUGGGAAAGCUUAUCAGGAGGAAAUGAACUUGGGUUAAAUCACCUGUCGCUAGCAUUCGAUGAAAUCCGAGGCCCAGUGUUCCAGGAACGAGGUAUUUAACUUCGAAUUAUAAACUCUUUUAUGUAUGAGAUACCUGGCUCUGACAAACUUUAUGCCCUACGUGGACUGUAUCAAAGGAACACCUUUUAUAAAGAUAUUCAUCGGGUUGGGAACAGAGCCGAAAUGUCUCGACGACACUUUUAAUAUAAUAUGCCUUGUAAACUUACUCCAUGGAAAAUCCGAAGCCACAACUUUUUGAUGGAGGCUAAUCUCGUUUAGUUUAUGCUAAUACCGUCAAGAGAUCUGACUCUACCAGAAGAAACAACCCUCGGUUAGUAAACACUGGCUUGAGCCCAACCAAAAUGUUGAACGGAUUGUAACAUGCAUUGUUUUGUAUUCUUUUAUUUUCUUGAGGAGUAAUUUACAGGUAAACAAAAGACAAAUCUGUUUGCAGCUACGUGUCAGUGAGAGCAACAUCAAUAUCCUAAGUCAUCAAAGAGAGCGUUAGAGACUUGCCUUUAAAACCCGUUGAAAGAAAGGUUACAUGUAUGUAUUAGAAAUAAAUGCUUUACUAAGCACAUGUUCAUUUUGAUCAAUCCCCAGGCUUGUUCUUACUUAUCUUUGCGACACAUGAAUAGCCCUUUUUCAUUGGUUGAUCAGUGCUGGUUUGUAGGAAACUAGGAUCUUCUUAUUCUGGCAUUGGAAACUGCCAAAAAGCUGACUUGGUUAAUUAAAAGGAUUUCAUGUAUCCAGUUCAGGAACAGCAUGGGUUAUUCUUGCAUCCGUUUCAGACAGGCGUUCUACAGUCGCGCCGAACCCAAAAGGACAUUUUGAAUUAAGUGGACAAAAGUUCGACGUCUGAAACAAUUAGGAGCGACCAGACCUGCUAGCAGGCGAAAGAUCGACACCUGAAGGUGCUCGGUACGUCACCAGAGCGACUUGGUUUCACACGUCGCUCUUUUCAAGGGUCAAACCCAAUGCAAAUGUACGUAUUACGUUUGCCUGCCGGAAACAAUAGUUGAUCGGGUCGACCUGAGUCUCUCUUAAUUGUCUCUCUUUGGUUAGGCGCGACUCUAAAACGCUUGAUACGGGUAUUAUACUGUUGUAGUGAAGGGAAGCCGCAUGUGGCGACAGAUUCCCAAUUCCAAAGAUUUUUUUCCACAUUCGGAGAGUUGUUGCAAAAUUGCACCAGCCAUUAUCUGAUUUAUAUGACCCCACACGAAAACGUUUCGACUUCAAUGCGCCAUCAUUGAUCACAUUAGUUUUGGAGCAAACGGUUCAAUGUCGUUGGUCUCCAACACUGAUUUUCAGAUGGUAUUGUGAUAUUAGAGUGGAGACCCAUAAAUCUCGUGGAUAUUGAAUGUUCACGCCCUCAAAUGAACUCUUUUUGCAGUUCUUUUCGAAACCUAGAACGUUCUUUACGUCCCACUCAUGGCUGUACUUUGAAUAGGCACAGAAGUGAAGUCGAAAGCCCAGUUUUUCUCUCAGAUGCGCGGUGCGCCUUGCUUUACCCUGCCAUCCGUCAUCUUUACUUAUAAAUGUUGUUUCUAUUGCAUUGUUGCCGUACUUUGAGAUAAAAAAGCUCGAGCAUGUUUCGAAGCGACCGAUAUAAACGUGUACAGUAAAAACGCGAAAAUACAGUGUAACUAAUGUAAAGUAAGAUAUGUAUAGUAUUUAAAAUAAACUUCUCUUAAGUAAAAGAAUCUUAAAACUACACGGUUAAUAAUGCUGAUCUGUAAACAAGUAGCCACUUUUUCGAGUUGCAAAGGCUCAUUGAUUGGUAAAUAAAUGCAUGCGAUGAGGACGAAAAUAAA